CACUUCUUGAUUUAUCUAAUCGAAACCUGGAUUAGUUGAAGCCCAAGUUUUUGGGAAGCGGACUAGCCUGGUCUGGGUUGCAAUAAUGGUUGUCGAGACCGCACCAGUCUACUCAAUGCGAACGCAACUCGCGAUCAAGGCAUGACAUAAGCACACAAUUCUGUCUCACACGUCAAUUUCUUGUCCGGGACGCGUCUUUUGGCCCUCUACUUUGCCCAGGACUACUUCGCUCGCCCGAAUUCGCAUGCCGCUCGACUUCUCGACGUUCUUGACGCAAAUCAAUGACGCACUGAACAACGAGAAUGGCCCCAAUCUAGCCUACCUACUCCACCCGGGUAGUCCACAUGGCAAGGACCUCGUGAAGAGUUUCAGGUCACCCAGUGCCGCGUCGCUCGCGCAUUACAAGGGGAGCAUCGUCAGUCCCUGGGACGACAUCGCCAUUCAAUAUGUCCUGACCUGCUCGCACAUCGCGCGAGACAGAAGGGUGGACGCGUUUAAGGAGCAUUCUCAGCUCGUUUCUCACUUUUUCCGCUUCUUCACAGAAAACCGGGGAUGGACACUUCCGGCCUUGUUCUCGAUCCUUCGGGACGUCCGAGAUACCGCCUACGAUGCGGACUGGUAUGCGAGAGUGCAUAACCAGAACGGCGAGUGUUUGGAAGAAGCCGCUCGAACGGUGGCAAAGGCAUUCUCGAAUUGCGUAGUGGAUAGGACAGGAUGUCACCUCCCGAAGAAUCGAGGAAAUGGGGCGUUUAUUAUGUCGCUGGGCUUGCGAUGAAGUGUUACUUCAGAGUUAAACAUAUCUCGCUCACGAAAAACAUCAUCAAAGCACUCAAUAACACACCCGACAUCCCUCCGCUGCAGAGGUAUCCACGUUCUCAUCAGGUGACAUAUCGAUACUAUCUAGGCAUGCUGGGCUUCUUGAAUGAGGAAUACGCGGAAGCAGAGAGAGAAUUGACCUUUGCGUUCUACAACUGUGCCAUUGAGGCUCCAGAGAAUCAGACGCGAAUCCUGGCAUAUCUCAUUCCUCUUCGGAUUCUUCGCGGGCACUUGCCAUCGGACGUGCUCCUUCAACGGUUCCCGGUUCUUGCCGACAUCUUUUCGCCAUUCAUAUCAGCAAUCCGCGCGUCAGACAUCUCAGCAUUCGAUCGUGCACUCGAGCUGCGAGAGACUCGUCUGAUUGAGCUGAAUUUGCUCCUUGCACUGGAAAGAGCGCGGGAGCUAUGUGUCAGAGGGCUGUUCCGCAAAGCAUGGAUUGUAUCGGAAAAGAGCACGCGGAUGCCUAUCGCACUGUUUCACUCGGCAUUGGAGGUCUCCGGAAUCACGGUGGACGUUGAGGAAGCGGAAUGCCUUGUUGCAAACAUGAUAUAUAAAGGGUACAUGAGGGGGUACAUCAGUCACGAGAAGCAGAUGGUAGUCCUGGCUGCUGCCAAUGCUUUCCCCUCUGUCGCAGAGCGUCCUUCCCCCUACAAUGCAUUAUGACUUGCAUGCCCUCAUACCACGGUAUAUCUCCUUGGUGGCCUGCGCUGUCAAACAACCCUCGAACAAUGAAUAUGCAAGUUUCGAGGGUAAGGGAGUGCAGACGAGAGGGGCUCGAGCCCUAGGAAAAUGCGGAUGGGGGAGAGGUUCGAAGGCAAGUCUUUUUUUACCGCCAGCCUCCCACCGAAGCUCGUCACACGUAGUCGCUUUAAUCGUGCUGCGCAUACAGCCUAUUCGUCAUUUGCGCCGACCUGGCCCUACGCCACGCAGUCAGCGGGUACAAUCCCUCGCUGCUACAUUCUGGUACUUAUCUCCCGUAUGAUGGAUCACCCGGCAAGUUGGCCACCGGCAAGCGCAUGCGCUCGUGGGAUAAUCUGCCAUCUCCUCACCUUACGCCAAUGCAGACGGACGCGAAAUCGCACUUUGACCAGCUCCCGGGCGCGCAUGGACCGUCGCCACGCAAGGCGCGAUCUGGAUGGGGCAGCUUGGCUGCCGUGGCGAUCGUCGGGUCCAUUGUCUUGUGGUGCAAGCCAAGCAGCCUGCUGGUGCUGCACGCGCACCCAUCUGCAGUGCACCCACACUCUACUCCUCUCGCCCAGUGCCCGCAAGCCCAGCCCCUGGUUCCAACAACGCAUACCGACCUGUGGACGACACUCACCGCACUGCACCACACCGACGCGUUCCAAAUGCGGGCCGUUCAAGGACUAGGGGCGGCCGUGCGGAUUCCGACGGAAACAUUUGACGCGAUGGGCCCAGUGGGUGAGGAUCCAAGAUGGUUGUCUCGCGCGCCUUUCUCGGGCCAUCUCGAAGCGGCAUACCCAAAGGCACACGCGACACUCUCACUGCAGCGAGUGAAUACUUAUGGAUUGGUGUACACCUGGACGGGUUCGGACCCGAGUUUGAAGCCGUUGCUGCUUAUGGGACAUUAUGAUGUCGUCCCGGUUGCUCCAUUGAGUGUCGAUCAGUGGACGCACCCAGCAUACUCAGGCUACUUCGACGGUGAAUCUGUCUGGGGCAGGGGUAGCUCGGACGACAAGAGCGGCGUCAUCGGCAUCAUGACCACUAUAGAGACGUUGCUCGAGCAUGGUUUCGUGCCUAGACGUUCGAUCGUGCUCUCUUUUGGCUUUGACGAGGAGGCCGGCGGUAUCCAUGGAGCAGGCCAUCUUGGCCCGGCUUUGCUCGAGCUCUACGGCCCGGAUUCUUUUGCGAUGAUCGUCGAUGAAGGGUCCGGCUUCAGCGACCAGUAUGGUGCCAUAUUUGCUGUUCCCGGGGUCGCCGAGAAGGGCUCCAUCACUGUUGAACUGGAAGUGAAAACCCCUGGUGGUCAUUCGAGUGUGCCACCUGAACACACGAGCAUCGGCGUCCUCGCUGCGCUCAUCGUCGAAUUGGAAAACAAUCCACCUCCGGCCAAGUUUGAGACGGACAGCACGUUCUUCCAGAUGACGGCGUGCUAUGCUUCCCACGGACCCGACAUCGACACCGACUUGCGAGCAGCGAUAUUGGCGUCACCCAGCAAUGAGUCCGCCCGUGCAGAAGCGGAACGGAUCCUGUCCAAGAACAAAACUUUCCGGUCGCUAUUUGGGACAACGCAAGCGGUGGAUAUCGUGAGCGGAGGUGUGAAAAGCAAUGCCCUACCCGAGCAGGCUGUCGCUUAUAUCAACCACCGCAUUUCAACGAAAAGCUCUGUCGCCGAAACCGUCGACAGAGACCGUACUAUCCUUGCUCCGGUGAUCGAGAAGUACGAUCUGGGCGGGGGUUCGGUCGAGCUUCGAUCCCCUGGGGGUCUUGAGCCCGCGCCAAUUACACCCUCUGACGGUGCAGCUUUCGAACUGCUCUCAGGAACCAUUCGAGCCGCCUUUCUCAAAUGGCAUGAUGGCGAGAUCUACGUCGCGCCCGGGAUGAUGACGGGGAAUACCGAUACGCGGUUCUAUUGGGAUCUUUCGAAACACAUUUUCCGGUAUGGGCAUAACAAUGGUAUUGGAAAGGGCGAUAAUGGGAUGGGAGGCAUUCACACUGUGAAUGAACAUAUGUCUGCCUCUGCCUUCAUUGAGAUGAUAACAUUCUUCACCACGCUGGUUCUCAAUCUUGACGAGGCAGCGUUAUGAUUCAUUUAGUGACCGCUCUUCUACAUAUGAAAUAGUAAUAGUACAUAGGCUACACCCCCCCCCUGCAGCCUUCCCUCUUGUUCAGGCCGCCCAAGGCCACUAAAAAAUCUGGAAAAAUGCGCAAAUAGUUGCUAGGGUCCUGGGUAAGAUGGCGCAUACUGGCG
Molecule: messenger RNA, 3745 nt
Organism: Mycena citricolor
Lineage: Eukaryota; Fungi; Basidiomycota; Agaricomycetes; Agaricales; Mycenaceae
Source: the annotation of a GenBank genome assembly